Molecule: messenger RNA, 3784 nt
Organism: Helobdella robusta
Lineage: Eukaryota; Metazoa; Annelida; Clitellata; Rhynchobdellida; Glossiphoniidae
Exons: 24
Coding region: 15-3488 (1157 amino acids)
Biological process (GO): cell-cell adhesion
Molecular function (GO): protein binding
Source: RefSeq, a predicted model, not a curated record
AGACAUUGAAGUACAUGUGGGAAAGUGAUGGCACAGAAGUGACAGGGCAGCAGUUCUGGCUUGAUCAAAAUGUUAGAAAUUGGCCAGGAAAUCGAAUAGCUUACAUUAGCUCAGGGAACCAAUGGAGCUGGGUGCUGAUAAAUGAUACAGGCAUUGAGAGGCCAUUCAUGUGUCAGAUCAGCAAGGAGUAUGUCUUCAAAAUUACUCAUGUUCUCAGAGGAUUUGAUUAUGGUCUUGAUGAAAAUGACCCUGAGCAAGUUCCCAGAGGUCCGAAGUUUACAGUGUUGCCCACCGACAGCAUUUUCGAUGCACGAAGUCAGAAUAGAUACGUGAGGAUGAACUGCGACGCAGAUGGCAACCCACGACCAACCUACAGUUGGGUGGUGACCAGACAGCUGGAAACAAAACCAAUCAACACGUCCGACCCGUCCAUCACUUUGACGAACGGCAUCCUGACCAUCAACGAGCCAACAGACAGUCUUCAUAACGGUGUUUAUUACUGCAUUGCUUCUAAUUCUUUUGGAAGCAUCAGAACGCACGGUGUUCAACUGAGUUUUGGCUAUUUGAAUGAUUUCCCAAAAUCGAAAAGGGAGCCGAUUAUUACAGGAACUCACGUGGGAGCCCGAAUUGAAUGCAUUCCACCAAAAACUAAUUACGACAAUCUGGUGUACAGUUGGUACAAGAACACACCGACAAAUUGGAUCAGACAGGACAUCAAAUGGCACACCUUCGUGUCUGCUGACAGCGUAUUGUACUUCCAGUAUGUCAGCAAGGAUGAUGAAGGCAACUACACGUGCUUUGUGACCACCACUCAGCUCGGCAUGGAAGGCAAAUCCAGCAUGCCCAUCCAGUUAAAAGUCACAGAAUCAGCUGCUAGUACACAAGAUCCCAUCAUUGUUAACGGCUUCCCAAAAGCUUUUCCAAAGAGUCCAUUGGUUGGCAAUGAAGUGAAGCUAGAAUGUAUAGCCUAUGCAACAGAUUUUAAUAGACUGACGUACACUUGGUCUCGACCAGAUGGCCAGUUCAUGCCUUCUGGAUAUAGAUUUCAGAAUGAUGAUCAGAGAGUACUUGUCCUGUCGAAUAUUAAACUUUAUGACUCAGGCAUCUAUCGCUGCACAGCUUCAAGUCAAACUGGAAGAGCCGACACCAAAGAUGUCAAUUUGGUGGUGGAAUCGGCACCGUAUUUCACCAUUCCUCUUGAAGAUCAGCACAAAGAUCUCGGUUCAACUGUUGAAUGGUUCUGCAUGUCGUACGGCAUUCCUUCUGUCACCAAUGAAUGGUUUAUCAAUGGAACGCUGUUGGAAUAUGUCAAAAUGCCGCCAGAUUUGAAGAACAGGUACUCCGUAAGUGGCAACAAGCUGAUGAUCAGCAACAUCACCUAUCGUCACGCUGGCAUGUAUCAGUGCUCGGCCACGAACUCGCAUGGCACCAGCUUUUCGUCUGCACAACUAAGAAUUUUAGCCUUUGCGCCAUCAUUCAAAAAGAAUCCUGUGCAGCCGAACGUGUUUGGCCUGCUGGAUGGUAAUGUCACUAUGCUCUGUUCCCCCGAGGCAUCGCCGCCGGCUAAUAAAGAAUGGUUCAAAGAUGGCAUGGCAUUGAAUCCGGGAACCGAUCCAACGUCGCGUAUUAGAAUGUUACCCAACGGAAACCUAUUCAUCAGGCAGAUUUCUUCAGAAGACAAGGGAAAUUAUUCUUGCACUGCGCAAAAUUCCUAUGGGACGGCUUCAAGCUCUGGUCGAUUGUUGGUUCUACCCCAGUUCACCAUCCACCAGCCGCCGAGAGAUACAGUUGUGCUUGUGAACCAAACAGCAUUCUUCCAUUGUGAAGCAGCAUACAACCCCGCAAUUGACAUCACGUACGACUGGUACCACAACAGCUAUAAAAUAAUGUUCAUUAAAGUCCGUAAUCUUGGAAACACUGUCCAUGUGUUUAAAGAGCCAUAUUAUGAAAGAGGAACUGGGAUUUACAGGGGCAGUCUUUACAUUUACAAUGUUCAGUUCUUCCACGCUGGUGACUACUGGUGCGUUGUGAAGUCAACUACUCAAUCAGUCAGAGCCAAAGGUCUUCUAGUAGUUGAAGGCCCACCUGGUGAACCAGCGGGAGUCCUGGGGUCAAAUGUUGGCCCCACCAACCUGACGUUAACAUGGUGGCCCGGUCCUGACAAUGGACAGAAAACAACGAUGUUCGUCGUCGAGGCUCUCAAUACUGCUGAAGGCUUCUGGAGGCGAGUCAAAAUUGAAUCUCGAGAUACAUUUGUUCAGAACGUGAUGGUCUCUACCAUUGUAGAUGGCUUGAACCCAUACACGGAAUACAAGUUUCGCGUGUUUGGCGUGAAUAUUUACGGAGAAGGAGUACCAAGCAAAAAUUCUCCCCUAUAUAGGACUUCUCAAGCCCCUCCAGUUAUUUAUCCGCUUGGUUUGAAAGGUGGCGGUGGAAAGGUUGGAACGUUGAAUAUAACGUGGGAACAAGUGCCUCUGUCAAGUUGGAAUGCUGAGAAGGGAAAAGUUGGAUACAUUGUUCACUGGAAACGUUAUGAUAUGAAUGAUGACCAGUGGGCUAAGACGAACAUCACCGAUCCAAUGAUCACAAAGCUCGUUGUUUUGAUUGGUCCGCAAAACUUUUACAUGUUGUACAACCUGAGAAUUCAAUUUUUCAACCCCAUGGGUGUUGGUCCCAUGUCUCCACAAGUCAAUGCCAUGUCCGCUGAAGAUUUGCCAACCGGUGUACCGAUCAGCGUGAGAGCAGUGUAUGCAAACGCUACUGCCAUCACUGUUGAGUGGCUGCCCGUUGCAAACACCAGGGAGGUUAUGCGGGGAGUUUUGCUUGGAUACAGGAUAAAUUAUUGGGUGGACAAGGAAGAGGACGAGCAGAUGGGACUGUUCAGGAUCAUUCGGAACAACACGGACAACGGACUGAUCAUCGCACUGCGGGAGAACACGGACUACAUGAUCAACGUGCAGGCUGUCAACACGGCUGGCAACGGUCCAAAAAGUGAAAACUACAGGACGAAAACGUUAAGAGCAGCUCCGAAAGAAGCGCCCCAGCAAGUAACAGUUUCAAUGAUAGACGAGCAGUCGGUGCAGCUGCACUGGAGAGGUGUCUACACGACCAUUGAAGAGGAACCACUGGAAGGAUACAUCGUGCGGUAUUGGAGGCGUGGUGAGAAUAUUUACGUGGCGAAAAAUGUUGAUGCUGGCAAACAAAUCAGAUAUAUCCUCAGCGGGUUGGAGCAGUACGUGCAGUAUGAGUUGAGAGUCUACGGCUACAGUAGAGGAGGGGAUGGUCUGCAGAGUUCCCCGACGCUCGAGUUCAUCAUCGGAGACAAAGCACAAAUCUUACAAGAUUCGCCGGACAAGCAGUAUAUUGUUUCUGGUCUCGGAUACAUACCGUUCAUACCUUCGGAAUGUUCUCUUCUCCUACCCAAAUUGUUUCACAACUUGUUCAUUAUCGCGGUGACCUUUCUGUUGAGAUUAAUGUUAAUUUCGUAGAAGGGAUUAUUUAUCACCCAUUCUAGAUUAUUGUCUUCUAAUUUUUCACCAUAAUUAGCACAAUUUUAAGGGUCUUUGAAAUUGUAGCUCGCCGGCUGUACAUAAACUUCUUUUAUACCAGAUUUUAUUUUGUCUAAUACAUAUUUACAAAUAAACAGUUUGAAUGUUUGCGCUAUGCUAGCAGAGUCUUUAAAAUGUUCAAAUCUUAAAUUAAUCUAAAAUUAAUUCAACGUUUUGUUUAAUUGUAUUUUUAAACGUUAUUGAGAUGUUAAUAAAGUUAAUGUUUGGCGCGUGAA